This is a messenger RNA of Malassezia vespertilionis, 633 nucleotides long. RefSeq names its product N-acetylglucosaminylphosphatidylinositol deacetylase (gene GPI12). Gene Ontology annotation, cellular component: endoplasmic reticulum. The record is from RefSeq and is a predicted model, not a curated record. The transcript has 4 exons. The coding region runs from base 1 to 633 and encodes 210 amino acids. Gene Ontology annotation, molecular function: N-acetylglucosaminylphosphatidylinositol deacetylase activity. Lineage: Eukaryota; Fungi; Basidiomycota; Malasseziomycetes; Malasseziales; Malasseziaceae. Gene Ontology annotation, biological process: GPI anchor biosynthetic process.
AUGAGCGCACACCCCGACGAUGAAGUCAUGUUUUUUGCGCCGGCCGUGCUGGAGAUGGCGCGCCAAGGUGUACGCAUUUCAGCAUGGUGCCUAUCGCAAGGGAACGGCGAUGGGCUGGGCGCAGUGCGGCGUGAGGAAUUGUACCAAAGUUAUCAAGCACUUGGAGUCCCUAAAGAACGCGUAUUUGUGUGGGAUGAUGUCAAUUUGCAAGACGGUAUGGAGCAUGUAUGGGACGAAAUGUAUAUACGGCAGCAGUUUAUAAAGCUUGCAGCGAAGUGGGGAGACAUGGAUGCCAUCUUGACGUUUGACGCACAUGGCGUGUCGUCGCACCCCAAUCAUGUAGCAGUGCACCGCGGCGCAUUGGCUGUGCGUGCACACUGGCGGGAUGGCGUUGCACCGACGCUCCUGACCGUGCGCACGCCGCCGCUUGCUACAAAGUUUACAGGGCUGCCAGGCGCGCUCAUUGCGCGGCUAAUUGGGCAUGCGCCGAUCCUGUUUAUGGCUACGCCUAUCCAGUAUAUCUCCGCACUACGCGCGAUGCAACACCAUGCGACGCAACUUGUAUGGUUCCGUUACCUUUACGUGCUUUUCUCCACACUCAUGUAUGCGAAUGUUAUCGACGUGUGGAAUUAA